Molecule: messenger RNA, 5278 nt
Organism: Nannospalax galili (Upper Galilee mountains blind mole rat)
Lineage: Eukaryota; Metazoa; Chordata; Mammalia; Rodentia; Spalacidae
Gene: Acvr1c
Product: activin A receptor type 1C
Exons: 8
Coding region: 76-1407 (443 amino acids)
Biological process (GO): protein phosphorylation; nervous system development; cellular response to growth factor stimulus
Cellular component (GO): activin receptor complex; plasma membrane
Molecular function (GO): activin receptor activity, type I; ATP binding
Source: RefSeq, a predicted model, not a curated record
CUGAAGUGCGUGUGUCUUUUGUGUGACUCUUCAAACUUUACCUGCCAAACAGAAGGCGCGUGUUGGGCCUCUGUCAUGCUAACUAAUGGAAAAGAGCAGGUGAUCAAGUCCUGUGUGUCCCUCCCAGAAUUAAAUGCUCAAGUCUUCUGCCACAGUUCCAACAAUGUCACCAGAACUGCGUGCUGCUUCACCGACUUCUGUAACAACAUCACGCUGCACCUUCCAGCAGCAUCACCAAAUACCCCCAGACUUGGACCCACAGAGUUGACGGUUGUCAUCACUGUGCCUGUCUGCCUCCUGUCCAUAGCUGCCAUGCUGACUAUCUGGGCAUGCCAGGACCGCCAGUGUGCAUACAGAAAGACUAAGAGACACAACGUGGAGGAGCCGCUGGCAGAGUGCAACCUGGUAAAUGCUGGAAAAACGCUCAAAGAUCUGAUUUAUGACGUGACCGCUUCGGGCUCAGGCUCUGGUCUGCCUCUUUUGGUUCAAAGAACGAUUGCAAGGACGAUUGUACUUCAAGAAAUCGUGGGGAAAGGUCGAUUUGGGGAAGUGUGGCAUGGAAGAUGGUGUGGAGAAGAUGUGGCUGUGAAAAUCUUCUCCUCCAGAGAUGAAAGAUCUUGGUUUCGUGAGGCAGAAAUUUAUCAGACGGUGAUGCUGCGACAUGAGAACAUUCUUGGCUUCAUCGCCGCUGACAAUAAAGAUAAUGGAACUUGGACUCAACUUUGGCUUGUAUCUGAGUACCAUGAACAGGGCUCCUUAUAUGACUAUUUGAAUAGAAACAUAGUGACUGUGGCUGGAAUGGUCAAGCUGGCACUUUCAAUAGCUAGUGGUCUGGCUCACCUUCACAUGGAGAUUGUCGGUACACAAGGCAAACCUGCUAUUGCUCAUCGAGAUAUAAAGUCAAAGAACAUCUUAGUGAAAAAGUGUGACACUUGUGCCAUAGCAGAUUUAGGGUUGGCUGUGAAGCAUGAUUCAGUCACAAAUACCAUAGACAUACCUCAGAAUCCUAAAGUGGGAACCAAGAGGUAUAUGGCUCCUGAAAUGCUUGAUGAUACGAUGAACUUCAGCAUCUUUGAGUCCUUCAAGCGAGCUGACAUCUAUUCUGUGGGUCUGGUUUAUUGGGAAAUAGCCCGGAGGUGUUCAGUUGGAGGAAUUGUUGAGGAGUAUCAGCUGCCUUAUUAUGACAUGGUGCCUUCAGAUCCCUCCAUAGAAGAGAUGAGGAAGGUGGUUUGUGAUCAGAAGUUCCGACCAAGUAUCCCAAACCAGUGGCAAAGCUGUGAAGCACUCCGGGUCAUGGGGAGAAUAAUGCGUGAGUGCUGGUAUGCCAAUGGGGCAGCUCGACUCACUGCCCUCCGUGUUAAGAAGACCAUCUCUCAGCUUUGUGUCAAGGAAGACUGCAAAGCCUGAGAAGGAUAGCCAAGUCAUGAAGAAAUCUCUCACACCUUCCAUCCCAUCACCCCUUUGUGUAAAUAUUUUGCUUUGCUUUGUUUUGUUUUAGUUCUACCUCAAUGAUAAUUCACUACAGUAUUUAAAGUGCCCUGAAGGCAACAUGAAAAGUUAACUCUAAAGUUAAACAUGGGCAGGACUUGACUUUCUCCAGUCUCCAUGUUGUCUUUAAUUUUAUUUUCAAAGGUGACAAAGUGCAUUUUUCCCCAAUUUAAUGAGAAAGAUAUUAUAAAUAUAAAAUAAGCUACAUUAGAUUUUUUUGUUUUACUUGAACCAAUAGCAUAUGAGUGAGAUAAACAUAUUAAAGAUGUGAACUACAGUAUAUUUAAUAGUGAAACAUAACUUUACAAAUUAGCUGGACACUUUAAAAAUAAAUAUUUCCCAGAAUUUUAAUAUAUAAAGCCUGGAAAGAUGGAGCUAGUAAGUGGAAUAUGAAAGCAAGAUCUGAGUCUCUAUUGGUGGCUCCCCUCUGUUCCCCUAGUCUUCAUAACCCACUACAACAGCAGUUCCUAAGAUGAAUAGUUGGAAAGUCAUUAAAGUUGUUGUUUCUAAUUUUGAAAAAAAGCUGCCUGAUGUCUUGAAACAUUGAGAAAAGCUCCAGAGUGGCAGAAGUAAUGUCAGACUUGGCAAUCAGUCCAAAUCUUGUGACAACCACCACUUUCCCUUGAAUUCCUAUAGUGCUUUUCUUUCUAUGCAGAAACAUCUUCAAUUAUGAUACUUUUAAUUUAGUCCUUUAAAAAGUGUAUUGAGUCAUUUUGUAAAAUCGUAAUGGACCUUCAAAAAAUCUUAGAACCAUAUCUAUUCAUAUAGUAAUAGUUAUCCCAUUUGUUAAGAAGAUGUUUUCUGAACACUGCCAAAGAUUAAUCCAUCAUAAAUAUACAUUGUCAGAAGAUGUAUGUCUUAAGAUGUAAUUAAGGGGUAUUUAUUUAGAAAGAAAAAAACUGAAAGGGAAGAGGAAAUAAGGAAACAGUUUUAGGAAAUUUGAGAAAACUCCAAAAAAGUUUAACAAUUAACCCAUGCAGAGUACCACAGCAAUCAGCUGAUACCCCCUGCCGUUUUUAGAGGAACCAAGGGUAAAGAGUUUUGGUAGCUUUGCUUCUACUCUCCUAUCGGUGAAUAUUUAAUAAGACACCAAGCAUUUCCUUCAAAUACACUGUACUGCUUUGGUGAGGGAGAUUUAACAUGGUAUCUUUUAUUCUUACAAAACAAUAUUUCUCAAACUUCGUUCCUUAGAACAUUCUUUUGCCUAGAUGUUUCCAGAAAAAAGUGCUCUUUGUAGCGUCUUGGAGAGUGACACUGCACAUUAACGUAUCAUGGUCAGCAGUAAAGACAUGCUACCUGAAUAUUUUUAAGGCCAAAUAUUUAACCCCAGAGGAGACCUUUUAAGGUAGGAGAAAAUUUUACUAUAUAGCAUUUAGGUAUUCCACAAAGCACAACUUGGGGAAUAAUUUUCUGAAGGACGUACCUAUUUAUUUUCCACAUAGAAUACAACUUGGUGAAUAUAUUUCAUUUUACUAGGGAAAUAUAUUACUGAAUCCAUCUUCAUGUGAUUGAGUUAAGAAAGACAAAAAAGCCUGACAGCUGUGGGGCUUGCACACACUUUUCUUCUCAUUUAUGUAUUCAUCCACUUUUAAUGACAGCACCCCAUAUCUUGCUUGCCACAAUAUUGGGUGCAAGAGAGAAUAAAAAGAGAGAUAGGUCCUGCCCUCAGGGAUUUUAAAGUCUAAUUUGGGAGUGGGAAAAUGCACUGCAUUUGAGGGAAAGAAAGUAAAUUGACAGAUAAAAUACACAGUGGAAUGUCUUGAGUUCUGUAUGACAAUGGGUUUCUAGAAUAGGUCUGAAAAUCACUUCCAAAUUGCAAAAUAUUUAGAAAGUAUCUUUAUUUAGAUGGUACAGUCUAAAUAUAUCUUCAGUUUCAAAAAGCACCCAUAUGAAUGGACUUUUUAAAAAGUGCUACGUGGAAGGGUAAUCUUGCUUGGGUUUGUUACCUUAUUUCACACAUUGUUUCUGCAUGUAGGAGAGUGAAGGUAUUUACUUACAUGGUUGUACUCGAAUCUCCAAUAAACAAAAAUAAUAUGUCCCAUUUUAUUUACCAAUGUUUGGUGAAUAUACUUACUGAAUUUUUAAGAGAGGAUGUCUUAACGUCUUUAUUUUGUUACUAUGUUUUAUAAUUUAUUGGGGUAUCUAAAGAUAAUUUAUAUUUUAUUGGUUUAGCAGCCACUGUGGAAAAAUCUAUACAUUGGCACAUUUUGAGAUGUUUUGCUUGUUCUGCUGUUUAACUGUAAUUCCUAAGUGAAUAAUCUUAUAUUUGAAUUGCUAAAUACAUUUUUACAAAAGGACAGAGCAACAAAAAUAUAAGGAAAACAAUAAAAGUUGAAGUUGUUCCUUAACUCUCAAUAUGACUAUACAUAGAAACUGCUCACUUAUAAAAAAAAUAAAGAUUAGUGCAUCAGGCAAAUUUACUGUAAAUACCUUGCUGUUAAAUUUUAUAUUACUUUUAAAAAUGGAAUCUCAUGCAAUAUUUGUUUCUUUUAAAUUUUGUUAUGAGCAAAAAAAUAUUCUUAGGCUAUGUGUGGAGUGUCAGUAUUCCUUUGCUCUUUCGAAUAUCUUGGCUUUGGGGUGUAAUAUAAAGCUCGAGGGAAUGCUAUUGUGAAUUUUCAGUACUGUAUGAAGCAAUGACAGGAUUUAUGCACAGCAUCACUCCCUGAAAAUAUGAGAAGCAUUAUUUGUUGUCAAUAUUUGAGCAUGAAUUUGUUGCUUUAUAAGUUAUGGGUUUAAGUUUGUAAUCAGUGCCAACUCGUUGUAUGCAUUCUUCCAUGUCUAAAAUAUUUGGCAUGUCACAUCAAGAAUUUUAAAUUUAUGUUCUGCCUUGAGAGUUAAGUGAAAUAUGACUGCCAUGCUCUAUUUUAGGCAUCACACUUGCUUUUCAUCUUUAUACUUUCAAUUAACUUUGCAUUUUAAAUUUCCAUAAUUGUAUGAAAAUAGUAACCUGGUUGCAAUGUCUGAAGCAUUCAAAAUCAGCUUUAACUUUAAAAUGAAAAACCUACAGCACAUUCAUUGGGUGAGAAGUUCCAUGAUGUCUUCUUGUCUCUGGUACUUCUACAAUUGCAAAUGAUUAGACAAUGGGAAAUCCCACUGCCCUGGGAUUUUGCUACCAUGUGUCUUAUUGGGGCAGAACAAACUCAGGGCUAUCUUGGAAUCUAAGCAAGAGUCCCAGGAACUACUUGGCACACUGUCUGAAAGCAGGGAGGGGGGCAUCUGCCAUCCUACAAGGAUCAAUGCACAAUUUCACAUUACUUGGGAAUAGUUUCUGAUUGAUUACUGAAAAUAAAUAUGAAAUUCUAUUUGGCUAAAAUAAAUUUAUUUAAGAUGUGGAAACUUUCAUUUCCCAUCAAGAAGUUAGGUAAUAAUAGCAAAUAAAUCCUAAGUUGUUAGGUGAAGCCUUCAAUAACUAUUUCUAAAAUAACAUCACAAAUCAACAUUAUAAGCUACUUAGAAAUGUUUAUUAUUGGUAUCUUAAAGUGGUGUCAUUGUAUUGUUUGAAGAUAUUUUAUCCUUUGUGGAACACAACAUUGCUGUGUCUGGCAACACUUGUCCUAGCUCCACAUGCUGAUAUUUUCUUUGAUUUUAUUCACUAUUAUAGACUGUAAUUUAUUUGAGGGCUUUUUGUUUUGUACAAGGAUCUUUAAAAUAAGAAAAAUUCUGGAAUGAAACACACUCAUUAAAAAUUUAAUAAUAAGUACAGUUUCUAGAAUAUAGGCAGUUUUCCAAAGAAUUUUAAUGCAAAACUUUCAGAUGCUUGACUUUCUUUUUGCCCUGUAGUUUUUCUUUA